AUGGUCUACACUACUCCUGUCCGCGCUGCGGAAUUCAAGAGCGCCUACGGCCCCAAAUACAAGUUCCAGCCCAACAUCAAUGGAUGGAACCAGACUUCUCUCCUCCGAACUGGUGUGAGAUCUGCCUCUUUUGGUGGUGCUGCCGUUGUCGGUCUCCUUCUCUACGUCUCCGGCAUUCCUCGUGUCCAGAGGGACGUUCUCCAGAAAAUCCCCUUCGUCGGCAGCUACUUCGUUCAGCCUGAGGUCCAUCCCCAGGACAACCCCUUUUAA
Molecule: messenger RNA, 270 nt
Organism: Metarhizium brunneum ARSEF 3297
Lineage: Eukaryota; Fungi; Ascomycota; Sordariomycetes; Hypocreales; Clavicipitaceae
Source: RefSeq, a predicted model, not a curated record